Molecule: messenger RNA, 2028 nt
Organism: Salvia miltiorrhiza (redroot sage)
Lineage: Eukaryota; Viridiplantae; Streptophyta; Magnoliopsida; Lamiales; Lamiaceae
Product: shaggy-related protein kinase alpha
Exons: 13
Coding region: 477-1706 (409 amino acids)
Biological process (GO): protein phosphorylation; signal transduction
Cellular component (GO): cytoplasm
Molecular function (GO): ATP binding; protein serine/threonine kinase activity
Source: RefSeq, a predicted model, not a curated record
UGAAUCAGAAAACGUAUAAUAAAAUGUGAGGAAAUGACUGACAAAAGAAAUUUUUCGAAAAAGCAAAAGGGUUUGAACGGUCAAAAGCAAAGAAAAGUAAUAGCGCAGCACUAGUAAUAAAGCAAGUUGAUUUCCAAUUUCACCCUCCAAAUUAAAUUAAAAAUGAUAAAAUAUUUGAUUACUUUAUUAUAUGCUUUCGGGGGCGGAGUCAUUUUCGUGUUGACUGACUGACCCCCUCCCAUCAAAUAGCUGGCUGCCUAUUCGCAUUACCUCCAUUAAAACAAUUUCUGAUAAUUUCAGGCGAAAAGAGGUGAAAAUCGUCGCGGAUUUUUUGACGAUUUCUGCGGUGGACGAGUUUUUUGUUGAUUUGUUUUCUUCGGGCGCGGUUUUGGAUCGAUAGGUUCUGAGUCAGCUUCUUCAGCUGAGGCGGUAUAACUGGUGAGAAAGCCUGCUUCAAUUGUUACGAUUUAAAGCGAAUGGCCUCAAUUAGUGUAGCUCCUCCGACUGGUGUAAGAGAUCCUGGUCGAAAGCCUGGUGGGCUGGAUAAGCUGCCAGAUGAGAUGAAUGAGAUGAAACUCAGGGACGACAAGGAUAUGGAACCGGCUGUUGUAGAUGGUAAUGGAACAGAAACUGGUCACAUAAUUGUGACCACAAUUGGGGGCAGAAAUGGCCAACCAAAACAGACAAUCAGUUAUAUGGCUGAGCGUAUUGUGGGGCAGGGAUCUUUUGGAGUAGUGUUUCAGGCCAAAUGUCUAGAAACAGGCGAAACUGUUGCCAUAAAAAAGGUUCUUCAAGAUAAGAGGUACAAGAAUCGUGAGCUGCAAACCAUGCGUCUCCUAGACCACCCCAAUGUUGUGUCUUUGAAGCAUUGUUUCUUCUCAACGACUGAGAAGGAUGAGCUUUUCCUUAACUUGGUGUUGGAGUAUGUUCCUGAGACUGUUCAUAGGGUGAUUAGACAUUAUAACAAGAUGAGUCAGAGGAUGCCAAUGAUAUAUGUUAAACUUUAUGCCUAUCAGAUUUUCAGAGCACUAGCGUAUAUCCAUGGCAGCGUUGGAGUGUGCCACAGGGAUAUUAAACCACAAAAUUUAUUGGUUAACCCACACACCCAUCAGGUGAAGUUAUGUGAUUUUGGAAGUGCAAAAGUACUGGUCAAAGGAGAACCAAACAUUUCAUAUAUAUGUUCGAGGUACUAUCGUGCUCCCGAACUCAUAUUCGGUGCAACAGAAUACACUACUGCCAUUGACAUCUGGUCUGCUGGAUGUGUCUUGGCUGAAUUACUGCUUGGGCAGCCCCUUUUCCCUGGUGAAAGUGGAGUUGAUCAGCUCGUUGAAAUUAUUAAGGUCCUGGGCACUCCAACAAGGGAGGAGAUCAAAUGCAUGAACCCCAAUUACACUGAAUUCAAAUUUCCCCAAAUAAAAGCUCACCCAUGGCACAAGAUAUUUCACAAGCGGAUGCCACCUGAGGCUGUCGAUGUUGUUUCAAGGCUACUGCAGUAUUCUCCAAAUCUGCGGUGCACUGCGUUGGAGGCGUUAGUCCAUCCAUUCUUUGAUGAGUUGCGUGAUCCAAAUGUUAGGCUACCCAAUGGGCGGUUUGUUCCGCCAUUAUUCAACUUCAAGCCACAUGAGCUCAAGGGCGUGCCAGCAGAGUUAUUGGGGAAGCUGAUUCCCGAGCACGCGAGAAAGCAAUGUGCAUUCCUUGGAUUGUAAUAUAUAAUAGUGGUCCUUGUGUUGUGAAAAGGCUACUUAGAAUUGAAAUAUGUUUGUAACCUCGUUCGAAGUGAUGAUCUCUCCUCUUGGUAUUCAGGUUUCUUGUAUUUAUUAAAUUUGAUUGUAGCAGUGAACAACAAGGUUUUAUUAUGUACCCUCUCUACCUGACCAUUUUUUGUUUUUAUGAUUUGACAAAAAAAACUGUAAUAGUUGAAAUGGAAGAAGAUUACUUGUGUUGUCUUGUCGCCCAUGAGGCUUUGAGGGGUCGCUUCACUUUUUUGCUGUUGUAAAUGUAUAUAUGAAGAGAAAUUACUCAGGCUAA